Molecule: messenger RNA, 2197 nt
Organism: Ricinus communis (castor bean)
Lineage: Eukaryota; Viridiplantae; Streptophyta; Magnoliopsida; Malpighiales; Euphorbiaceae
Product: NAD(P)H-quinone oxidoreductase subunit K, chloroplastic-like
Exons: 1
Coding region: 16-717 (233 amino acids)
Biological process (GO): aerobic respiration; electron transport coupled proton transport
Molecular function (GO): quinone binding; NADH dehydrogenase (ubiquinone) activity; 4 iron, 4 sulfur cluster binding
Source: RefSeq, a predicted model, not a curated record
UAUUCUGCAAAAAUAAUGAAAAAAAAAAAUAACAUUGAGACAGUUAUGAAUUCCAUUGAGUUUCCCUCACUUGAUCGAACAACUCAAAUUUCAGUUAUUUCAACUACAUCAAAUGAUCUUUCAAAUUGGUCAAGACUCUCUAGUUUAUGGCCACUUCUCUAUGGUACCAGUUGUUGCUUCAUUGAAUUUGCUUCAUUAAUAGGCUCACGAUUCGACUUUGAUCGUUAUGGAUUAGUACCAAGAUCUAGUCCUAGACAAGCGGACCUAAUUUUAACAGCCGGCACAGUAACCAUGAAAAUGGCUCCUUCUUUAGUGAGAUUAUAUGAACAAAUGCCUGAACCAAAAUAUGUUAUUGCUAUGGGGGCAUGUACAAUUACAUGGGGGAUGUUCAGUACCGACUCUUAUAGUACUGUUCGGGGAGUCGAUAAGCUAAUUCCUGUAGAUGUCUAUUUGCCGGGCUGUCCACCUAAACCGGAGGCGGUUAUAGAUGCUAUAACAAAACUUCGUAAAAACUAUCUCGAGAAAUUUAUGAAGAUCGAAUUAGGUCUCAACCCGGGAAUCGGUGUUUUACUACCAAUCACAAGUUUAAUAUUGAACGCGCUACUCAUACUGGAAAUUAUGAUCAAGGAUUACUAUAUCAACCACCGUCUACUUCCAAAGAUCCCUCCUGAAACAUUUUUCAAAUAUAAAAAAGGUCAGUAUCGUCCCACGAAUUAGUAAAUUAGAGGAAGAGCCCAUUUGUACAGAAUAACAAAAAAGGCAAACCAAUCUUCAUAAAUUUCAUCGUGAAUGUGAAAUACUUAUAUUAUACAAAAAAUAAUUAUUAAAAUUAUUAUACAAAUAAAAAUGCGGAAGGGAGAAAAAAGAUGCAGGGUCGUUUGUCUGCUUGGCUAGUCAAACACGGACUGGUUCAUAGAUCUUUGGGUUUUGAUUACCAAGGAAUAGAGACUUUACAAAUAAAGCCCGCAGAUUGGCAUUCCAUUGCUGUCAUUUUAUAUGUAUAUGGUUACAAUUAUCUGCGGUUGCAAUGUGCCUAUGAUGUAGCGCCGGGCGGGCUGUUAGCUAGCGUAUAUCAUCUUACGAGAAUAGAGUAUGGUAUAGAUCAACCAGAAGAAGUAUGUAUAAAGGUAUUUGCCCCAAGGAAGAAUCCUAGAAUUCCGUCUGUUUUCUGGGUUUGGAAAAGUGCGGAUUUUCAAGAAAGGGAAUCUUAUGAUAUGUUGGGAAUCCUUUAUGAUAAUCAUCCGCGUCUGAAACGUAUCUUAAUGCCGGAAAGUUGGAUAGGGUGGCCCUUACGUAAAGAUUAUAUUGCUCCUAAUUUUUAUGAAAUACAAGAUGCUCAUUGAAUAAUAAGAAACUAAUCUUCAGUCUUCCAACUACAAAUAUUCAAGGACUAUUUGUACGCUCUCUUAUAGAUCAACGGAGUCAUUGAAGUUUCAUUCAUAUUAUUAUGGAUAUGGAUAGACUAAAUCAAAAAAAAUAAUACAAUUAGGGAUUCGUUGAAUUCUCAAAUUUUGAAGAUAUUGAUUUUUGACAAGUCGAGUUAAUAGGAUGAACUAAACGAAUUCUGCAUCAUGAACUUUGUACCGCGCGCAUCCCUUAGAUGAGCUCUAAAAAGUCACAUAACAUAGGAGGGAAUUAAGAAAUAGAAAAAGAAUAUGAAAUAAAAUACAAAGAAAUGAAAGAGGAUCGGAUUCUAUUUAUAUUGUAUCUGAGACGAAUCUUGGGUAUUUCCACUCCUCAACUCCUAUCGACUAGACUUUUAGGUCUUUUAACUAACUAAAGUGACUUUAACUUUUCGAGUCUAUAUGAAGUAUUAACAUUCUUUUUGAUCGAGGGGAGACAAAUUAUGAACAAAUCAAAUAAAAAAGAAGAGGAAACAUAAUCUAAUUUUUUUUUACAUACUUUUUUAUAACAUAAACGCUUUACUCAUCUAAAAAGGCUAUAUCUCCAGACAUCUAGAUGGAUAAGUUAAGUAUAUAUCAUGAUCUAUACUAUUAAUGAAUAUGUAUGUCGAUCUAUAUCAGAUCUAUAUCAAUUAAUUUGAUAUAGUUGUAGAAUAGAUACUCAUACACAAAUUAAUCAUGUGCCAGGAACCAGAUUUGAACUGGUGACACGAGGAUUUUCAGUCCUCUGCUCUACCAGCUGAGCUAUCCCGACCAUUUUCAACGCGUCGUCUUCCUCAUUUUACUAAACGGCU